UUUUUCAUGUGGGGAAGGAGAGAAGAUCAGAGAAUUAUAGAAUCACAGAAUAUCCCAGGUUGGAAGGGACCUCGAAAGAUCAACUGCUCCAACCUUUUGUAGGGGGCCUAGAUGAGAUUAUGUAGCACCCUGUCCAAUUGCAAUGAUAUGGCAAGGCAAAUGACAUAAUCAUCUCAUCAAAAUGCCUAGGUUUUGAAAUACUUCUCCAAAACUUUCUAGGUUUUUGCAGUACUGGAAGAUUACCAGUCUCCUGUUUACAACAGAAGGUCAUAUUUGUAAACAACAUCAUCCUCCCUACCACCAAUUCUAGUUAAGUUUUUUGAGAUUAUUAGAAAACUAAACUUUUUUGGCUGUGUUUGAUGGCACAGGUAGUGACAAUUUCCUCUUAGAGUAUUUGUUUUGUCUAAAUGUUUACUGGUGAAUUCAAAUCUGACUUUUGACUUCUUGUCUGCUUUUAGUUUGGGUUCCACUAGAGGCAGAAUAGGUAAAUGCCAAUAGGUACGUUUGCAUUUUCCCAUGUCCAGUUUUGGUGUCACUCUUUCUUCCUGCUACAAAAAUAGCUAGAAUAUUUUCUGCUCUCCUCUUCAAACUAUCUGUUCUGAGUUGGGUUUAUUUCAGGGACAGAUUGCCAUCAAUCCACUGCAGAACCUUUGGCUGACAUUGAGAGGUUCUUUGGCUUCACCAAUAUAUGGUAGUUGCCAUUGUGGAAUUUAUUUAGUUUGAAAAGGUAAAGCACUGAGAGGUUUCUGUUCUUUAACAAUUUGCCUUCUUUUGCAGUUAUUGUGCUGUUCCCCAGGUGCCGGAAAGACCUUACAUCUGCUUUGUCCAUGUUGCACUGGCCCUUUUGUGGUAGCCAGGGUACCUCGUAAUUUUUUUGCCCCUGCAGAUGACAUGAACCUUUUGUCUUCCUUUUGGCUUUUUUCCUCUGUUUCUCUGCCAUAUGUCUACUAAGAAGACAACCCUGCUGUGUUUAUCAACCUGAUUCACUCUACCCACUUCAGGAGCUGCUUUUUGUUGCAACAAGACCUAGAGAAUAACUGUACUGAAUAUGUCAGCUGCAGUUAUGCUCCCUUUUGCCUUUUGAUUAUCACCUUUAUGAUCAAUGGCACUGUCACAGGUGUUGUUGAAUUGUAAUGAUGCAAUAACAGCACCCAGUGACAGCAUUUGUCAGCCACUUAGUACUUCUCUCUAGGGCCUACGUUACUGCUUUGCCUACAGCAGGUUGCAAUGCGUCUCUCAAAGGUACAAUUAAUACCAAAUAAUUUGAGGUGAUAUCCACUAGACUUCACCAUAUUUAUGGUAACCAAGAUUACUUCUUGUUUCUGGUUUAAGUAUGGCAAUUAGCACUUCGGUUGCCCAUACACCAGCCUAAAAAUCCUUUCAAAUGCUCUGUACACAAAAUGGAGCAGCAUGCAACUCGGACAGGUAUUUUUGCAACAUUGAUCUUGUUUAAUAUAUUUUUCAAUGCAAAUUUGUUAUCUUGGGCAUUUAGUCCUAGCUACCUUGAUUCGGUAAAUGACAGCAUUCUUGGGAGAAUCUGACAAAUCACGCAUUCGUUUCAAUUCUUUUGCUGAAUAACAUACUGUGUAUGCCAUAAAAUUGGUACUCUACAACAACAGUUUAGAGGUUUCCGAAAGAAAUAAUUAUGACAAUAUUCUUCCUCACAUGUAUCACAUACCUGAGAGAGACUUUCAGUGUAUCUGAGGAUUUAUGUAUAUCCAAAAUGGAAGGGUAAUUUUUUUAGAAAUUAGUAAUAUUAAUACAUACAUGCUAACUGCAGCUCAAGCGCAUUACAGAAUGAGAAGGGUAACUUAAUGACCUGAAAAACUGAAACCACUAGUUUUCUGUUAAUAUAUGUUUUUCAAUCUUGGGAUUGUUAUCUAUGGCAUGGUCAUGAAGUAAUUAUUCUACAGUGUUCCUAUUUCGAAAACAUAUUUAAUACAAAAUCUUAUUCAGAGUUUAGUCAGAAAGCAAAGCUGUUUAAGAAAAAUUCUUAUUCCUGUAUGAAAUUGCAUUGGGAAUGUUAUGAUGUUCUCUUACAAUGACAUGGUAUUUUGAGAUAGAUGCUUUCAAUUUUUAUACACUUCACUAGCAACAGUUAGAAAGCAAAGACUAGCAGUUACAAAAAAAUUAAUGAACUAUAAAUCCAUUUUUCAUUUUAGUAAAUGCAUGUUUCAUUAUGUCUUGAGUCCUUACGCAUCUUGCUGCAGCCUAGUACAGAGAAAACUGUGGCAGCUGUAUUAAAUUUUACCACCAGCCUAUUGUGGAGAGAACAGGGCCAGUUCAUCUGUAGUUUUUCUGAGGGAAGAAAAUCUUGGCCUAUGUAAAAAUUCCAGGAUUGAAUAUAUUAGUGGCAUGUAUGGUUCCCUUCCACUUUAUUAGUUUUACUAGACUUAUUAAAAGUGCUAAUUUCUGGUGGGAUUAUUUUCCAAAUGGCCAUAUAGUGUUCAGUACUUCAUGGCAUAACAAAAAUUCUGGUAGUUAUGUCUCAUUUUAACAGUUUCAUUUUUCCCAUUUUACAAACCAGAGGUUCUGCAGAUAGGUCCCAGUGGGAUUAUAUCUGCUAGGUACAGCUUUGUCAUCUCAAUAUACUGCAGUCAAUAUCUGCUUUCAAGUGGUUAUACCCUGAAGAAGAAAUGUAGCAGAAAUGGUUUUCUAUCAUUACAUUUGAGCACAAAAUCUCAUCAAGAAAAGGCUUAACUAUUUGGUGCAUUCCCAGUUGAAGCACUGCAUUUCAAAAAACAAUUAGCAGCGCAGUGUAGAAAAGCACAUAUGCUCCUUUUUCAGAAAAAAAAAAAUAAUAUUUGAGUCGGAGUACCUCUAGAUAUUCUUUUAAGAAUGUGUCUUAUGAAAGGCAAAGUCACAUGGUGAUGAAACCUAGGUUCCUUUGAUCACUUGUGUCCUUUUGAAAAUUUUAUUUUUCCCAAUUGUCAGAAACAGCAGCAAGGUCUUAGAAGGAACCCUCUGGUGCUUAACUGCCCUCAACUCAAGGGGAAGAGAACAGAAUCUAGCCUAGGAUGCUAAGAAUGUGAAUUCUAGUAAUUAAUUUCCACUUUACAAGUCAUUUGUGUGGCAUGGAUAUUUUUACAUCCCAAAUUUGACUACUUGUUUGAGUUUCAUCAUGUAGCCCUUACUAAUUUCAAGUCAAAGCAACUACUUGUCUACAUCUAAUAUAGACACUCGUUACAGGACUUUAAGUCUGGUUUUCUAAGGAAACAAGACUUAUGCACAUGUGUGCGUGCACAGCUGUGUGAAUGUUCGUGUAUGAUCUUUGUUGCUGCCCCUUUCCCCAAUAUCCUGAAUCCAUUUCUGCCAAAUUCAGCAGCGCAAUCAGUAGAGAUCUUAGCAGUACCAGUUUCCUACAAAUGUCAUGAAAACAGGUAGCCAAGGCAAGAAGAGAGAACAGUGCUCCAACUGGAAGAGGAGCUGCAACAUGAACUCAGAGAAUCCAGCCAUGAGCUGUGAAGCCGAAGGAGAGUGGCCUACAUUAGUUCAACUGCCGUAGAAUUUAAUUGCCUUUUCCCCUCAAAGUGCUAGAAUCUAUUCAAGCUACAUACACAAUAUUUAGACUUUUCUGCUUGUCUUCAGAGUUCAGAUUAAAUAGUUGCAAAGAUUUUUCAACACUGUGAGCCUUCUGCUCACCACAGGAAAAUGUGCAACUCCAGAUGGGCAAGUAAUUAUUUGGAUUUAGUUUUUUUCUUGUCUGCAUAUUUCACAGACCAGCCCAGAUAUAUUUAAAAUGUAAUUUCUUCAAAUAUGUAAGGGGAAAAUAAAAUGCAAAGUUAACAAUGACUAAAAAAAUUAUUGUUUUAUUUUAGCUUCUGAGAUAUUAAAUUUGCAUCAAAGUAGGUAAAAAUUUGAAGUCCUCCUUUUUAAAAAACAACAUGGGUUUCCUGCUGGAAAAAUAUACAAUUUAUUAUACUUUAUUUUCUGCUAGAAUUAUGAAUAUUGCACUUUCUCCCCAUCUCAGAUUCUCACUGUAUUUUUCUGAUGAUGUUUUAGAAGGUGAUUAGAAAAUUAUGAGCUACUAAGCCACUAAUAGGCAAAGAGACAUCAGAGACUUCUCACGGACAACUCAUCCUAGAGACAACACAAGUUUUUAGAUCAACAAAGCACAGACUGCAGCAAGAAGCCAGACCCUGAGGCUCGUGCGACCUCCUCUGCACUGCCCCAGAGCGGCUGAUGCUGUAUUUGCCUUGUGUGCCAACCCACCUCCACAAGUGCUGAUGAAAGAUUUGAUGCUACAUUUCACACUAAUGUUUUAGUCAAUUCUUCGGGUCAUUGCCAAUAUCUGCCACCAGGCAUAUUUAAAAGCUCAUGCUACAUAGAUGUGCGCUGGUUUCCAUUUGAUGUUCAGAAGUGUAACCUGAAGUUUGGAUCUUGGACUUAUGGAGGCUGGUCCUUGGACUUACAAAUGCAAGAAGCAGAUAUAUCUGGCUAUAUUUCAAAUGGAGAGUGGGAUUUAGUAGGAGUUCCUGGGAAAAGAACUGAGAGUUUUUAUGAAUGUUGUAAAGAACCCUACCCAGAUGUAACAUUCACAGUAACUAUGAGACGUAGGACACUCUAUUACGGACUCAAUCUUCUUAUUCCUUGUGUACUGAUAUCGGCACUUGCUUUGUUAGUUUUUCUGCUUCCAGCAGACUCAGGAGAGAAGAUCUCACUAGGUAUAACGGUUUUAUUGUCUCUCACUGUCUUCAUGUUACUUGUGGCUGAAAUUAUGCCAGCAACAUCUGAUUCUGUGCCCUUAAUUGCUCAGUAUUUUGCCAGCACUAUGUUCAUUGUUGGUCUUUCUGUUGUUGUCACUGUGAUUGUUCUACAAUACCAUCAUCAUGAUCCAGAUGGGGGGAAAAUGCCUAAAUGGACAAGAAUCAUCCUUCUCAACUGGUGUGCUUGGUUCCUGAGGAUGAAAAGGCCAGGGGAAGAUAAAGUGCGUCCUGCUUGUCAACAUAAACGGCGUCGAUGUAGCCUAUCAAGUGUGGAGAUGAACACUGUGAGUGGACAGCAAUCCAGUAAUGGGAAUAUGCUAUACAUUGGGUUUAGGGGGCUGGAAGGGGUUCACUGCACACCUACCACUGAUUCAGGGGUGAUCUGUGGGAGGAUGACCUGCUCACCAACAGAUGAAGAAAACCUGCUGCACAGUGGCCACCCCUCUGAAGGUGACCCAGAUUUGGCUAAGAUCUUGGAAGAGGUCAGGUACAUUGCCAACCGAUUCAGAGACCAGGAUGAAGAAGAAGCUGUCUGCAAUGAAUGGAAGUUUGCAGCCUCUGUAGUGGAUCGGCUCUGCUUGAUGGCUUUUUCAGUCUUCACAAUCAUUUGUACAAUUGGUAUUUUAAUGUCAGCACCAAACUUUGUAGAGGCUGUGUCUAAAGAUUUUGCUUAACUCCUAACUACAAUCUGAUUCUCUGAAGCAUGGUAUGUAGCAAAUAAGUGCGUGAUUUUUGUUUGAUUGCUUGUUUUUAAUGAGUAUACUGCUUCUCAUUGUCUGCUUGCUUUUACCCCCCCCUCUGGUCCUGAGUUCCUUUCAGAAGAGUGGCACCAUUUCAGAAGGGAAGCCAAGGAUUUCUCACUGGGCUGCCUGCAUGCAGCUCCUCUGAGCACUCUUCUGUAAGAGAUGCAAAGUGGCUGUGAGUCCCUUCAGAAUGACAGGGUAUUGCACCACUGUCUCUUAAAAAUUUUUGAAAUGGCUAUUACAAAAUAAGUUAGGUGAUGCCAGAAAAGUCACUUCUUCCAGUCUUUAUUAUAAAAGAUAGAAGGUAGUCCAUCUUAACUCUUUGAAUGAGUGGUUGUAUACACUUAUGUUUAGGAGAGGAUUAAAUACAAAUAGAUGGAAGCUCAAACAGCAGAGGGAAAGGGAGAAAUAGGUUGCUGAAAAGCUUCUUACUGAGUUGUGGUAUGUAGUUCUCCAGCUCACUCAUAACCAGUCAGACCCGUAAUUCCUUCCAUACAUUUUACAUGAGCAUAUGUGACUUUACAGGAUUCUGAAUUUGUCUGAGACACCAGAAACCUAAAAGUUAAGAUGAUACACCACAUAACUUGCCCUUCUGUAUUUUUCUGGAUUUGACCUAGAAGUUUGGCCUGAAUUCUUAAACAGGCUUCACAGUAAUUUUUGCAGUGUUUACUACUACUUCGUUCUCCCCAGAAAGACACUCUUUCAACUAAUGACUUUUUCAACUAUCAGAAAGAAAAUGAAGGAUUUAUAACGCCUUUAUCCUCACUUGUUUAAAAAAAAUAAUAAAAAAUACACACACUUGUCUCUUUACUAUUAAUCGGAUUCCAAUGUGGAAAAAGUAACUCAGUGUUAAGCAUAAAUGAAGAAUCUAAAGCAAAAACAAGCUAUUAAAUCCUGAAACCAAGGUUUUAAUUUAAAAAUUAAAAGUUUGAUCUGUUGUAUGCUUAGCCUUUUAUAGACCUCCUCCUGUUGAGUAACCAUAAUGUGUCUUUAUAAGAAAACUGCACCUUUUCUGCUUAGUUUAUAAUAUGAAAAGCACUAAUGAAUAAUAAAGCUUUCUUGGGUCUGAUAUGAACCAUGAACUAUAUAAAUAUGUAUUUAUAUAUACAUACUGCAUAUAUGUCCAAGGAAAAGAUAAGACUUAAAUACAAAUUCUCUUCAGUUUUGCAAAGGCAAAACUAAUAGCUCAUCGCUUUACGUGAUUUCUGACUCUGAAAUUCUCCCAUCAAAAUACGCUUAGUUGUCAUGUGACUCUGAUGUCUUGAAGAGGGCUGAGCUGAAAAUACUAGGACAUGAAACUUUGUGUGUACAAAACAGCUGAGAAUUAGUCUCUUGCUGGCACAGCAGUAUUCCUGACCAGUGACAUUAGUAAAAGAUGUGGGGGACGAUUACUUUAGCAUGAACUGCUUGCUUUAUCCUACAGAAUCCUGACUUUUUGGCUGAGGUCUUCAGAGACACAAAUGGAGGCCUGUUGUUGUACCAUGUUUUUACUGUGAAAUAAACUGAAGGCCUCAGUUUCUCUCUUAAACUGGAUUAAAAUAAAGUGACUGAAAUGCUUAUUCUCCCUAGGUGACAGUUUCCCUUUCAGAGUCUGCUCCCCUGAAAACAGGAGAAUCAAAUUUCAUGUAAACCAAGCCCAGAGUCACCACAGGUACAGUCCAUCACCUGAGUGAAUACCUUGCUCAAGGUGUUCUCUUCAUGUCAGAGAAAAGGGCAGGAGGAGUGAAAGGAAGGCAGGAUAUUUCUCACAGUUUGUGAAUUCUGUCUUCCUGAAGGUUCAUUCAGAAUCUCACACUACAAAGACAUGAGCAAAGCAUUCAAAGCUCAUUGAGAGCUCAUCUUGAAACCAUGUCUCAGUUAUCUGUGAAGAAGUUAUAUUUUCAGGAACAAUUACUAAGAAUUAGCCAUGCAGUAAUUCCUCCAAAUAGUUUCUAGUUUGUAGACUGCAUAUGAAUAGGAAACUAUGAGUCCAAAAUCUGAAAUGUGAGUUUUGUUCAUUUGUGAAUAACUAUCAUGUGGCAUGUGCUGCUCUUCUGAGUAAUGUUUCUAGUCUAGGCUUCCUGAUGCGAAUGUUGAUCUGCAUUGGUAUUUUUUCCUUCUGCAAGUAUCCCUAGGUAGAAUGUUCCAUUUAGUGUUUGUAAAGUUUUGGGGUCCUCUUGGAGAAUAAUUUUUCAUUAAGACUUUUGGGCACUACCUUGUACAAUGGGAAACAACUACUGCAAUUAUAAUACAUGACACAUGUAAUAUAGGAAGCAUGACAGCACCCCUCUUUUCACCAGAACCCAUUUACAGUAUCUGUAGAAAUAAUCUUGCUAAAUACAGGAGUUCUUUACAGAAGGAUGGAGAAAGCAAUUUGCAAUUUGACAGUAAACUUCAUUAUCAUUAUGACAGACAUGCCUAUGCUUAAAAAAUGGAGACUAGUAUUUGGCCUUUAGUGAAGUCCCGCCAAAGUCUAUAACACUGAGUUUGUAAUACUGUCAAAGUUUGUAAUACUGUCCGCGAAUACCUCGUGUUAGACACAGUAGCUGUAAGACACCAGCAUCAAGCCUACGCUACUGCCUUUAUCAUUGGCAGAGUAAAUGAAAAUGCACCAAGGGGCAAGUGAAUCCUAAUUUUCCUACUGUUCCCAGACUGUUAACAUUGGGUAAUAAGAUUAUUAUAAAUUUUAAAUGCAACAGCGACAACUUCUCAGUUACAUUCUUUUGCGUCUAUGACUUAAAUUUUCCCAUAACUGAGCUGAGCAAAACUGGUAUGUUUCUUGUCCAUUUGUGUGCGUCCUGAAUAUAUUUGUGUAUGCACUAAACAAUAUUUUGAUCUAAAUGCUGGGAAAGAUAUUUAUUUACAAUUCUGGGCAUAGCGAUGGAAAUUAAAUACUGUAUACAGUAUGUGUAUAUAAUAUUAAAGACUACAUAUGGUGGAUGAUAAGGAUCUGUUAUAAUCUUAAGAGUCCAGAGUAUAAGUGGUUCACCAUAACUAAGCUAUGACUGUCUGACAAAUUCAAAAGCUCACUGUAGAGCUUAGCUGUCAUGUACAAUACUAUGUGUGAACAAUGUAUAUUACUUUUCUGUUUUUAUAUUGAAUUGUAUUGAAUAUUUAAAAGGCUUUUUAAUAUUUUUAAAAAAUUAUUUAAGUGUUAACACCAAAAAAGUUCCAAACGUAAAAUUUUAAAUGGUUAGUUUUAAAUACAGAUAAAUUAUUUAAACAGUAUUUAAAAUAUUAAAUUAUUUUAUAUAGGAAUUGAUAAUACUAUGUAAGACUUUUUUUAAAGGUUUCUUUAAAUUCUCUUUACAUUCUCUCUAGCUGAAGGAUGUAAUCUCAGUUCACCUGUGACAAUUCAACUUUUCACCUUCUUUAACAAGAAAAGAAGGUAAGCCAAAGUCCCAGAUUUUUUCCUUUUGUUGUACUAUUUUUUACAUUAAGAAACAUUGCAUAAAGGGCAUUAGAAAGAGAUGUUACAUCUGUCAGGUCCCGAUUGUCAUAUACGCAAUUCAAUACCUUUUCAGGCCAGUACAAAUAAAAGAUUUAGAUUAAGA
Messenger RNA from Phalacrocorax carbo (great cormorant), 8982 nucleotides. The record is from RefSeq and is a predicted model, not a curated record. NCBI's taxonomy places the organism in Eukaryota, Metazoa, Chordata, Aves, Suliformes, Phalacrocoracidae.